AUGUUGACUCGUAUGAGAUCCUUCUCAACUGAAGCCUUAAAGGUUGUCAACAAUGUUGCUAGGCAACAGUUUGUAGUAUCACUACAAUCCGCAGAAGCGACAAUUGACUAUGAAAAGAGUGGCAGGAGUAUAACUUUCAUUCAUACAAAUGUACCUCAACAAUUUCAAGGAAAAGGUGUUGGAAAAAUAUUAGGAAAGUAUGCAUUUGACUACGCCUUGGAUAAUAAAUUAGAUGUGAUAUGCAAGUGUCACUUUCUUGCUAAAUACUACAAUGAUAAUAAAAUUAAUUACAAAGGACUUAGUGUCAAUAUUCAACUAGAAUAG
This is a messenger RNA of Parnassius mnemosyne (clouded apollo), 324 nucleotides long. NCBI's taxonomy places the organism in Eukaryota, Metazoa, Arthropoda, Insecta, Lepidoptera, Papilionidae. The record is from the annotation of a GenBank genome assembly.